AGAACAAAAUUGCAUCCAAUGUCAUCCACGGAGAAGAAAACUGCUGGCUAUAGCAGUAGUGCUACUCGAACUGAACAACGUCGUCCUCCUGGACCCAAAAAUUUCAAAGAAUGGUAUUUACUCUCUUACAACCAAGUAUCCUUUUUUGGUUGGUUUUGGAUAUUAUUCAUGACAUGCUAUACAUUGUAUCUUGAGGAAGGCGAUUGUAAACGUGUAUUCGCGGUGGUUGGGCCUGGACUAAGCUAUGUGCAGACAGCCGCUUUAUUCGAGGUCCUGCAUUCACUCUUUGGGUUCAUUAAAACACCUCUCUUGACCACCUCUCUUCAAGUGGCUUCACGAUUGUUCUUAGUCUGGGGAGUCAACUACUUUGUGCCGGAAAUUCAUAAGCAUUGGUCAUUUACUACCAUGGUCUUGGCUUGGUCCAUUGCCGAAUGUGUACGUUAUAUAUAUUAUAUCUUCCAACUCAGCGGCAACGUCCUGCCAAAUUUCAUCAAAAAUGCGAGAUACAGCUUUUUCUUAGUGCUCUACCCCUUAGGUGUAUUUUCUGAAUUGACAAUGGUGUAUUUAGCUCUACCUUAUGCGAAAGCCAUCAGCCCUCUUUACUAUUAUGCACUUAUUACUGCGACCCUCCUAUAUAUACCAGGCUUUCCUAUGUUAUUUUCACAUAUGUUGGUUCAAAGACGCAACUAUUUGAAAUCUGUAGCUGCUAAAAAAGCUAAAAAAGCGCAUUAAAGACUAGAAGCUGAUGUCGACAAUGCCACCACUAUUGAUAGCAUAGGAUGCUUCACUUUCAGGCAUAUCGGGCGAAUCGAAUAACUUUGCAACACGCUCUUCACCACGGCCUUUUCUUAGAUAGAUACGUGUAGAUGAACUAGAGACCCCUCCCCAUUUGCCAAUAGCAUAUCAGAAUAAGAAAACCAUGAGUGAA
Messenger RNA from Mycotypha africana, 928 nucleotides. RefSeq names its product tyrosine phosphatase-like protein. Gene Ontology annotation, molecular function: 3-hydroxyacyl-CoA dehydratase activity. NCBI's taxonomy places the organism in Eukaryota, Fungi, Mucoromycota, Mucoromycetes, Mucorales, Mycotyphaceae. Gene Ontology annotation, biological process: sphingolipid biosynthetic process; very long-chain fatty acid biosynthetic process; fatty acid elongation. The transcript has 4 exons. Bases 19 to 732 code for a protein of 237 amino acids. Gene Ontology annotation, cellular component: endoplasmic reticulum membrane. The record is from RefSeq and is a predicted model, not a curated record.